Molecule: messenger RNA, 620 nt
Organism: Capra hircus (goat)
Lineage: Eukaryota; Metazoa; Chordata; Mammalia; Artiodactyla; Bovidae
Gene: IL18
Product: interleukin 18
Biological process (GO): immune response; inflammatory response
Molecular function (GO): cytokine activity
Source: RefSeq, marked provisional
UCCUAGGAAGCUAUUGAGCACAGGCAUAAAGAUGGCUGCAGAACCAGUAGAAGACAAUUGCAUCAGCUUUGUGGAAAUGAAAUUUAUUAACAAUACACUUUAUUUUGUAGCUGAAAAUGGCGACCUGGAAUCAGAUCACUUUGGCAAGCUUGAACCUAAGCUCUCAAUCAUACGAAAUCUGAACGACCAAGUUCUCUUCAUUAGCCAGGGAAAUCAACCUGUCUUUGAGGAUAUGCCUGAUUCUGACUGUUCAGAUAAUGCACCCCAGACCAUAUUUAUCAUAUAUAUGUAUAAGGACAGCCUCACUAGAGGUCUGGCUGUAACCAUCUCUGUGCAGUGUAAGAAAAUGUCUACUCUCUCCUGUGAGAACAAAAUUAUUUCCUUUAAGGAAAUGAAUCCUCCUGAUAACAUUGAUAAUGAAGGAAGUGACAUCAUAUUCUUUCAGAGAAGUGUUCCAGGACAUGAUGAUAAGAUACAAUUUGAGUCUUCAUUGUACAAAGGGUACUUUCUAGCUUGUAAAAAAGAGAAUGACCUUUUCAAACUCAUUUUGAAAAGACAGGAUGAUAAUAGAGAUAAAUCUGUAAUGUUCACUGUUCAAAACCAGAACUAGAAAUUAAAAU